AUGUUCAAGAACUCCAUUCCCCUUGGUCUUCGAGGAGCUAUCCUUGAGUCUGACAAAGUCAAAACUUACCUCAAAUUUGUUGAGGAUUACUUCAAGGGAUCGUCUAAAGCGCAUGCAAGCAGCUUAAUGCUAAAGAUACUUACUCUGAAAUAUGAUGGAAGUAGCGGUGUCCGUGAACACAUAAUGAAAAUGAGUGAUAUGGCGAACAAGCUUAAGACUCUUGAAAUGGAAGUCUAUGAUAACUUUCUUGUGCAUUUCAUAAUGACAUCAUUGCCUGCUCAAUUUGAUGCCUUCAAGAUUAACUAUAAUGCUCAGAAGGAUAAAUGGAAGAUGAGUGAACUGAUUGCAGUGUGUCAACAAGAAGAGGAUUGCCUUAAGCUCGCGCAACCUGAAGUUGUUCACCUUACUACCACUGCUAAUUCCAAGAAGAGGAAGGGUAACAACAGUAACAAGACUGGAAAUAAAGGUCUAAUGUCUUGA
Erigeron canadensis is the source of this 480-nucleotide messenger RNA. RefSeq lists its product as uncharacterized. The record is from RefSeq and is a predicted model, not a curated record. Bases 1 to 480 code for a protein of 159 amino acids. The transcript has a single exon. Lineage: Eukaryota; Viridiplantae; Streptophyta; Magnoliopsida; Asterales; Asteraceae.